Molecule: messenger RNA, 549 nt
Organism: Trypanosoma rangeli
Lineage: Eukaryota; Euglenozoa; Kinetoplastea; Trypanosomatida; Trypanosomatidae
Product: putative mitotubule-associated protein Gb4
Exons: 1
Coding region: 1-549 (182 amino acids)
Source: RefSeq, a predicted model, not a curated record
AUGCCCGGGGAGGUGCGUGAGCGCGUACACGCGGCCUGCGAGAACGGCGUCUCACAGAGGCGCCUGCAUGCGGAGAGUGCGUGGGCGGCGGGGCCUCUGAAUGUGCCACCCAACGGCAAGUACGGGGCAAUGUCGGAGGUCUCCGCGCCGAGGCAAGGGUCAAUGGAGACAGAGAUGGUGGCCUUUAAGGACACGCGUGAGGACGGCGAUGUGGUGAUGGUGCAGAGAUCCUCGUCGGUGAAUGCCACAAAGGGCUGGAGGACGAAGCACUCGCUCCACUUUCGCGGCAGCAAGUGGUCGUCGGUGCUGAAGAAGCACCGUGCCGCGCUGGAGGCGGCCGUCGUCGAGGACAUCGUCGACGCGAGUGGGCUGGACAUGAAGCGGAUUGAGAACAUAACCUUCGCCGUUUUGGACACGCUUGUUGUGACCUUCAUGGUGCGUCCCCAGGACCACCUGGACACAAUCGGGGGCGUUCACGUUGCCCUGCAGACGUACAACUUCCCCCGCACCAGUGCGCUCUACCGGGAGCACCGCUUCUUGUCGAAGUGA